AUGUGCUGUACAGACAUCAGUAUGUUCAUAGAGCCAGCUAUGAUAAACAUGUGCUGUACAAACAUCAGUAUAUUCAUAAAGCCAGCUAUGAUAAACAUGUGCUGUACAGACAUCAGUAUGUACAGAGCCAGCUAUGAUAAACAUGUGCUGUACAGACAUCAGUAUGUACAUAGAGCCAGCUAUGAUAAACAUGUGCUGUACAAACAUCAAUAUGUUCAUACAGCCAGCUAUGAUAAACAUGUGCUGUACAAACAUCAGUAUGUUCCUAGAGCCAGCUAUGAUAAACAUGUGCUGUACAAACAUCAGUAUGUUCAUAGAGCCAGCUAUGAUAAACAUGUGCUGUACAGACAUCAGUAUGUUCAUAGAGCCAGCUAUGAUAAACAUGUGCUGUACAAACAUCAGUAUGUACAUAGAGCCAGCUAUGAUAAACAUGUGCUGUACAGACAUCAGUAUGUUCAUAGAGCCAGCUAUGAUAAACAUGUGCUGCACAUACAUCAGUAUGUACAUAGAGCCAGCUAUGAUAAACAUGUGCUGUACAGACAUCAGUAUGUUCAUAGAGCCAGCUAUGAUAAACAUGUGCUGUACAAACAUCAGUAUGUUCAUAGAGCCAGCUAUGAUAAACAUGUGCUGUACAAACAUCAGUAUGUACAUAGAGCCAGCUAUGAUAAACAUGUGCUGUACAGACAUCAGUAUGUACAUAGAGCCAGCUAUGAUAAACAUGUGCUGUACAGACAUCAGUAUGUACAUAGAGCCAGCUAUGAUAAACAUGUGCUGUACAAACAUCAGUAUGUUCAAAGAGCCAGCUAUGAUAAACAUGUGCUGUACAAACAUCAGUAUGUACAUAGAGCCAGCUAUAAUAAACAUGUGCUGUACAGACAUCAGUAUGUUCAUAGAGCCAGCUAUGAUAAACAUGUGCUGUACAAACAUCAGUAUGUACAUAGAGCCAGCUAUGAUAAACAUGUGCUGUACAAACAUCAGUAUGUACAUAGAGCCAGCUAUAAUAAACAUGUGCUGUACAGACAUCAGUAUGUACAUAGAGCCAGCUAUGAUAAACAUGUGCUGUACAAACAUCAAUAUGUUCAUACAGCCAGCUAUGAUAAACAUGUGCUGUACAAACAUCAGUAUGUUCAUAGAGCCAGCUAUGAUAAACAUAUGCUGUACAGACAUCAGUAUGUACAUAGAGCCAGCUAUGAUAAACAUGUGCUGUACAAACAUCAGUAUGUUCAUAGAGCCAGCUAUGAUAAACAUGUGCUGUACAAACAUCAGUAUGUACAUAGAGCCAGCUAUGAUAAACCUGUGCUGUACAAACAUCAGUAUGUACAUAGAGCCAGCUAUGAUAAACCUGUGCUGUACAAACAUCAGUAUGUUCAUAGAUCCAGCUAUGAUAAACUUGUGCUGUACAAACAUCAGUAUGUUCAUAGAGCCAGCUAUGAUAAACAUGUGCUGUACAAACAUCAGUAUGUUCAUAGAGCCAGCUAUGAUAAACAUGUGCUGUACAGACAUCAAGCCAGCUAUGAUAAACAUGUGCUGUACAAACAUCAGUAUGUACAUAGAGCCAGCUAUGAUAAACAUGUGCUGUACAAACAUCAGUAUGUACAUAGAGCCAGCUAUAAUAAACAUGUGCUGUACAAACAUCAGUAUGUACAUAGAGCCAGCUAUGAUAAACAUGUGCUGUACAAACAUCAGUAUGUUCAUAGAGCCAGCUAUGAUAAACAUGUGCUGUACAAACAUCAGUAUGUACAUAGAGCCAGCUAUAAUAAACAUGUGCUGUACAAACAUCGGUAUGUACAUAGAGCCAGCUAUGAUAAACAUGUGCUGUACAAACAUCAGUAUGUUCAUAGAGUCAGCUAUGAUAAACAUGUGCUGUACAAACAUCAGUAUGUUCAUAGAGCCAGCUAUGAUAAACAUGUGCUGUACAAACAUCAGUAUGUACAUAGAGCAAGCUAUGAUAAAUGUGUGCUGUACAAACAUCAGUAUGUUCAUAGAGCCAGCUAUGAUAAACAUGUGCUGUAUAAACAUCAGUAUGUUCAUAGAGCCAGCUAUGAUAAACGUGUGCUGUACAAACAUCAGUAUGUUCAUACAGCCAGCUAUGAUAAACGUGUGCUGUACAAACAUCAGUAUGUUCAUAGAGCCAGCUAUGAUAAACAUGUGCUGUACAAGCAUCAGUAUGUUCAUAGAGCCAGCUAUGAUAAACAUGUGCUGUACAAACAUCAGUAUGUUCAUAGAGCCAGCUAUGAUAAACACGUGCUGUACAAACAUCAGUAUGUUCAUAGAGCCAGCUAUGAUAUUCAUGUGCUGUACAAACAUCAGUAUGUUCAUAGAGCCAGCUAUGAUAAACCUGUGCUGUACAAACAUCAGUAUGUUCAUAGAUCCAGCUAUGAUAAACAUGUGCUGUACAAACAUCAGUAUGUUCAUAGAGCCAGCUAUGAUAAACAUGUGCUGUACAAACAUCAGUAUGUACAUAGAGCCAUCUAUGAUAAACAUGUGCUGUACAAACAUCAGUAUGUUCACAGAGCCAGCUAUGAUAAACAUGUGCUGUACAAACAUCAGUAUGUUCAUAGAGCCAGCUAUGAUAAACAUGUGCUGUACAGACAUCAGUAUGUUCAUAGAGCCAGCUAUGAUAAACAUGUGCUGUACAAACAUCAGUGUGUUCAUAGAGCCAGCUAUGAUAAACAUGUGCUUUACAAACAUCAGUAUGUACAUAGAGCCAGCUAUGAUAAACAUGUGCUGUACAGACAUCAGUAUGUUCAUAGAGCCAGCUAUGAUAAACAUGUGCUGCACAGACAUCAGUAUGUACAUAGAGCCAGCUAUGAUAAACAUGUGCUUUACAGACAUCAGUAUGUUCAUAGAGCCAGCUAUGAUAAACAUGUGCUGUACAAACAUCAGUAUGUUCAUAAAGCCAGCUAUGAUAAACUUGUGCUGUACAAACAUCAGUAUGUACAUAGAGCCAGCUAUGAUAAACAUGUGCUGUACAGACAUCAGUAUGUACAUAGAGCCAGCUAUGAUAAACAUGUGCUGUACAGACAUCAGUAUGUACAUAGAGCCAGCUAUGAUAAAUAUGUGCUGUACAAACAUCAGUAUGUUCAUAGAGCCAUCUAUGAUAAACAUGUGCUGCACAGACAUCAGUAUGUACAUAGAGCCAGCUAUGAUAAACAUGUGCUGUACAAACAUCAGUAUGUUCAUAGAGCCAGCUAUGAUAAACAUGUGCUGUACAAACAUCAGUAUGUACAUAGAGCCAGCUAUGAUAAACCUGUGCUGUACAAACAUCAGUAUGUACAUAGAGCCAGCUAUGAUAAACCUGUGCUGUACAAACAUUAG
Messenger RNA from Protopterus annectens (West African lungfish), 3318 nucleotides. Its product is annotated as zinc finger protein 729-like. The record is from RefSeq and is a predicted model, not a curated record. NCBI's taxonomy places the organism in Eukaryota, Metazoa, Chordata, Ceratodontiformes, Protopteridae. Bases 1 to 3318 code for a protein of 1105 amino acids. The transcript is spliced from 2 exons.